Arxiozyma heterogenica is the source of this 1449-nucleotide messenger RNA. RefSeq names its product GTPase-activating protein GYP8 (gene GYP8). Gene Ontology annotation, cellular component: endoplasmic reticulum membrane. NCBI's taxonomy places the organism in Eukaryota, Fungi, Ascomycota, Saccharomycetes, Saccharomycetales, Saccharomycetaceae. The record is from RefSeq and is a predicted model, not a curated record. The transcript has a single exon. Gene Ontology annotation, biological process: endoplasmic reticulum to Golgi vesicle-mediated transport; positive regulation of GTPase activity. The coding region runs from base 1 to 1449 and encodes 482 amino acids. Gene Ontology annotation, molecular function: GTPase activator activity.
AUGAUGUCAAACGGUGUAGCAAAUCAUUUUGAAUUGACUAAUGAAUCUGAUAAGAUAAAAAAAGCAAAGAAUCUUAAAUCAAAAAUAAUAUUUGAAAAAUUAAAUUCAAUAGGUAUAAACAAUAACUCCCAAUUAGAAAACUUAUCAUUAUCAUUACUUGGCAUCACUGAAUUUGGAUUUAUUAAUAAUUCAAUAAGAAAAAAAUGUUGGGUCUAUUUAUUAACUCAUCAAAUGGAUAGGAUGAGAAAGGAAGACGAUGAAUUGAUUAAUGUUGAAACAAAUAAUUUACCUCAUAAAGAUGAAGAUCAAGUUAGGUUAGAUACAGAUAGAUCUUUUGGAUAUAUUAAAGAUUCAAUUCUGAAAAAUAGAUUAAAACGGAUCCUUUAUGAUAUCAUUAUAGGUACAUUAAAAAGAAAUCCACAACUAAAUUACUACCAAGGUUAUCAUGAUGUUGCAUCUAUAUUUGUUAUGAUAUAUUAUGAAGAUAUUGUCAAAAAUAAAUAUAAGAAACAAAUUAACGAAAUGAUAUUAAUCUUAGAGAUAUUUACAUUAAUGUAUUUAAGAGAUUUCAUGAUGGAUUCUUUAGAUUUCACAAUAGAUCAACUGAAGAUUGUCACUCAGAUUUUAAUGAAAAUGAAUAAAAAAUUUGUUAAUAAACUGAAGUUGGAUAAACAAGAGCCGUUCUAUAUGAUUAGCAGUGUUUUAACAAUAUAUUCUCAUCAUUUUAAACCCAAGAUAAAUCAAAAAUAUCAAGAUGAAUCUAAUUUAAUAUAUGAAAUAUUUGACAUGGUUAUAUGUAGUCAGUCAAUGAUAUUACCAUUGAUAAUAUAUUCAAAAUUUCUGUUGAACAAUAAAAACCUUUUAUUAAAAGAAUAUGAAACUAAUUUAGAACAUUUUGACAACAUAAAUGAUUUAAUACAUGCAUCAAUACAAAAUGCUAUUGUGAGAAGUUUUCAAUACACAGAGAAAAACCGAGAUCAUUUAAAACAGUGGUAUACCAUCUUGAAUGAAAUAAGAUUCAGUUUCAUUAACAAUAAAAUUAAAAUACCAUCUUUGAAAGGACAAAUCAACAAAUACAGCCCACUAUUGACUACAGCAACAAAUUAUAAUUUAAAACAUUUCCAAUUUAAAACAUAUGAUGAAGUUGACUUGAAAUCAUUAAUGAACAAAGGUAUAAAAUUAAAUAAAAUCCGUCAAAACAUGGAUGAAAGACAGACCAAAAAAUUGUAUAGACAGCAGAACUAUCCCUUUCUUCUCAAGAUAUUAGAUGAUCAGUACAUGAAUCUAUCCCCAUUAAUCAAAAUAUCUGUAUGUAUUGCCAUCUUAGCACUAUGUAUAAAGUAUUCUGAUCAAAGCAGCAAUGGUUUCAUCCUUAAAAUAUAUCAUAACAUGUUGUUUCAGAAUAUUCUACCAAAAAUGAAAGUAAGAUUAACUUCUUCACUCAAAUGA